Molecule: messenger RNA, 666 nt
Organism: Parnassius mnemosyne (clouded apollo)
Lineage: Eukaryota; Metazoa; Arthropoda; Insecta; Lepidoptera; Papilionidae
Source: the annotation of a GenBank genome assembly
AUGUCCGACUCCGAGACUUUUGACACGGAUAUGACAAUGGAGUAUUCCAAUCGCAUAUUAAAAAACAAAGCAUGGGAAAACCUUUGCAUGAAGUUUUAUGAAGAUUUUCAUAAUAAGGAAACAAAAGAAAAAAACCAGUGUACUGCCAACUUACAAAGAAAAUGGAAAAUCUUAAGAGACUCUUUCAACAGAGACCUUAAAAAACAAAAUUCACAGAGAAGCGGUUCAGCAGGUAGUUCAAAGAGAUACUACUACUUUAGUCAAUUAUUAUUUUUAAAGCCAUUGUCUGAAAAUCGAAAUACAACAUCGUCUCUACCAGUACAAAACAAAGACGAUGACAUCGAACAAAUCGAUAAUGAAGACGAUAAUACUACUGAAACGAGUGACUCUGAAGUUUGGAAGAGACCAAAAAAUAUCCAAAGAAAAAAAGAUGAUGCAAAAUAUGGUGAAUAUGGACAGGGGUAUACGACACCAGCGUACCAACCGUACGAGCGACCAUCAACGUCUAGGUAUCGGCCGGAUAUGGAAACAGGCUCUCCACAGCUUCGCAAUUUGCGUACUGCAUCCACACCAAGAAGUAUUUCAGUACCAGAAUCUCCACUCGGCGUCUCUUCUCAGGCUUCAAACUAUAAUGAUCCGAUUAUAACGGAUAUUUUCGGAGAUUAA